This is a messenger RNA of Symbiodinium sp. CCMP2456, 2001 nucleotides long. The record is from the annotation of a GenBank genome assembly. Lineage: Eukaryota; Dinophyceae; Suessiales; Symbiodiniaceae.
AUGUCUCCGAGCCAGUGCUUGGAACCGCCAGGAGGGCGCGGCGUGUUUUGCGAUGCCCUGUCCGAAGAUUUGGCAGAUGGGCGCUCCCUGGACGUUUCCUUCGCCACCUUCACCCGUUUGAACUUCACCAGCUGGGUGACCAAGUACUCGUCGGGCGACCAGAAGCCUCGCUUGGACUCUCUCCUGACGCAGAGUGCCCGCCGCGAGGGAAGCAUCAGCUCACGAAAUCUGGUCCGCAGCUUCGUUGAAGGUAUUGCCGCCAGUUACAACGGCAAUUUAAAGUCCAUGCUCGCCUUCUGCAGCGAUGAGUUCCAGGAGGACAAGUCUGGUGGCAUCUUCGGAAGAUUGACGGAGAGGCAGGUUGGAGGAGUUCCCGUGCCGAACCCGAAGAAGGCGUUCAUCGGGCGCAGCUUGAUCCUGCCCGGAGGAUCUGGGGAAGGCAUCCGCAUCUGCUUCGUCAGCUGUCACUUCCCCAUCACGCAGAUAGCUGCAGCGCUGGAGGACCCUUUACAGGACCCGCUGGAAGCAGCGAAGGUCGCAUUGGCAAAGACCUUGCGCAAGGUGCUGCGCAAAGCUCACCAGAGGAGCCUCACCGACGAGCGAACGAUCAUCUUCGUGCAAGGGGACAUCAAUAGCCGGACCGUGCUCCGGGAGGGCGAGGUCAAUGAUGUCUUGUUGGAGCUGCUGGAAGACGAGUCGCUGCAGUCGGCAAUUCAGCAGCAGUUGGAAGAUUUGCCUGCCGGGCGAUGGCGUGAAGCCGUGUCGCACGACAGCGUGCAUGAGCUACCUGUAACUUACAAAUUCAGCAACAAGAAGGUGUGCCAGACUGGCAACAGUCCCGCACGCCGGCGUGAGCGUGCGGAGCAGUCCCCCAAAAGUGAGGAUUCAGGCUCAGACCGCGAGCAUUAUCUCACCAUAGGUGAUGUGAUGUCCAAGGCGCGACUGCGAGCCGAUUCUGUUCCGGACUUGAGCAAGGUUCAGACCACGAAGACGACCUCCACAACGACAAGCAAGCGCGCAGAAGGCGGUCUUUACAAGAGGACCUUGGCGACUCUGGGACAGGAGUGGCUGGACAACUGGGGGGUAGCCUUCAAGCAGAAGGACUUCCGAUCUUUCAGGUUUCCCUCGUGUGCUGACCGGGUGAUCUACUGGGCCUCGGAUGCGCUGUAUGAUCGUAUGAGCUGGGAGCUGCCGAGGGGCGGCUACGAGGUCAACCACUCGCAACUGGGAAGUGACCAUCGCCCUGUCAGCUUGGAGGUCAUCUUGAGAAUCUCCGAGGACCCUAUCCGAGAGUCCAAGACCCUGAAGCCAGCGCGCAGCUACAUGACGGAGGGCUUCCUCUCGGAGCCUGAAGAUCCCAUGUCAGAGGUGGAGGAGGAUGGCUUGGAAUCCUGCGAGGCCACACCCAGGACAGUCGCAUCGUCGCCGCCCGCAUUCGGAGAAGCGCGGUCGCCCAGUCGCCGCCGCUCGGAGUCGGAUGCCAGCGUGUUCUCCAGCCGGAUCAAGAUUCCUGAGCAAAGCAUCUGCCUUGCCAAAGGGCAAGCUGCAGAAACUUUGGGACAAGUCGACGGCUGCCAAGUGGUCGUCCGGCUUGGGAGGCUGCUGAGCUCUGCUGAACGGACUAUCACUCCCAACCCUUUAAGUCACCACUCCUCCACGAGAAGCUCGUUCUCAGAAGCCCUCGAGCCCGUGAAAUCCAUGCAGGAUCGCUGGAUGGCGAGCCAGCUGUGUAUCAAGAUCAUAAUGGUAUAUCUGCUGUCCACUUGCUACUUCGUGCGAGUGCCAGUGGCUACACAACGCCCCGGUACCACAGGCUUGCAACUUUUAUCAACUUUUGAUGACCGCAGACACAUGAACACAAAGAAGGGCGUACUCUUGGCCGCACUGGCGAAGGUGGGUUAUUUCGAGAUGAUGAGCUUACCAAUCUGCCUCGUGCGCAGCCUAUUUUCCUGCGUUUGGUUGCCAGCGAGGCAUAGUAAAUCUCCGGUUCGGCCUUUGUAA